AGACAAAUGUCCCUACUGAUGUUCUUUAGAUUUGAGAAAAACCUUUUAGUUGUUUGAUCUUUGAAAAGAUGUUAUUGAAAUGAGGAUUUUCUGCAAAAAAUUCAAAAAGAAGAAGAAAAAGGAAGAAGAAAAAAAGAAAGAAAAAAAGAAAGAAAGAAAGAAAAAAGAAAAUUGUGAAUGAUAGUUGAAGACUGGUUUAACCGGAAAAAAACAGUGAGAAAAAGAAAGAAAAAAAAAAUCUGAAAUAUCAAAAACCAUUAGUGAAUUGUUGCAUUUAGAAAAUAAGGGCCUGUUGCUAGUUGAACUUAUGUUGCUGAAAGGCAUGCGCUUUUGGAGGCUGGGACCAUUAAAUGUGGAAUAACGAUGUCGAUGGCUCAACUACAGUGUGCUAGGGGACAAUUCAAAUGUCUCCGAGGAAGCCAAGGCAAGUCAAUUGCAUGCAAUUUUAGUUGCAGAGCCUUGUCAAUGCUCGCACUAUUGUCAUUUGUGUCUCACAAAUGAGACAUAAAGAAGGAGGCGAGGGUGUUGACUAUGCAUGCACACCCGAAGAAGUGCAACAGCAUUUCCAAUCAUGUGGUACUGUCAACAGAGUGACUAUUUUAACUGAUAAAUUUGGUCAGCCGAAGGGCUUUGCCUAUGUAGAAUUUCUUGAAGCUGAAGCUGUUCAAGAAGCCCUCCUUCUGAAUGAAUCUGAGCUACAUGGACGGCAACUGAAGGUUUUGCCCAAGAGAACAAAUGUUCCUGGUAUGAAGCAGUAUCGUCCCCGUCGUUAUAACCCAUACAUGGGAUUUAGAAGACCUUAUGCCCCACCGUAUUUCUAUUCACCUUACGGCUACGGGAAGAUGCCUCGGUUUCGAAGGUCGAUGAGGUACAUGCCGUACUAUUAGAUGCUAACAUUGUUCAGGUUUAAUAAAUUUUUCCUGAAAGAGUUGGCACAUGCGAUCCUCGAGAGAAUACAGAAAGGACAUAUGUCUAUAUUUAUGAUAUCUGCUAUUGUUUUUACUAUCUCGGAUAUUUACCAUGAUCAAAUACUUUGCCAUUUCAAUAAGAUUUUGCCCUAUGAUUCGUUCAGAAUA
Messenger RNA from Benincasa hispida (wax gourd), 1076 nucleotides. Lineage: Eukaryota; Viridiplantae; Streptophyta; Magnoliopsida; Cucurbitales; Cucurbitaceae. The record is from RefSeq and is a predicted model, not a curated record.